UUCUGUGACUACUCAGCACUGUAUUUAUCCAGUUAAUAAAAUUACAAUCAUCUGAAUUUUAUUACAUCCAUUGAAAAAGGCAAUUGUUGUACUUUAAGCUCUUUUAAAUCUAUUGAUCGAAUGAAAAGAAAUUGUAAAGAUUGUAGUGCAAAAUGGCGUAGUGCUACACAGUAAAAAAUGUUAUACGGGCGAUCUUUUGUGUAGUAUAGUUAUCAAGAGUACGCCGGAAAGAUGCUAUAGCCUUUUUCGUUUAGUGAUACGCUGCAUAGUUGAAGACGAUUUAGUGAAGCGAAUUUAGUUUAUUAGACAGACCAUUUUGAAUAACCAUGGCUGACGCGGACCGUUAUGAUGAUGUGUGGAAUCGGGUGAAGCAAUACAUCCCAUUCCUACAAGAGUUGAUCAGCUAUUACAAGAAUGAUAGCCACCAGAACCGAGAGCAGCAGCUGCAGAAGAUCAUAACCAUUUAUGAUCUGCUCACAAACCAAAGAUUGAAUUAUCAGUCCUUGUGCAAAUGCGAGAAUGUGCUGAUCAAGCUACACAAAACGAACCCAUUGCAAAAGAAGGCGUCUUCGACAACCGCCAAACCUACGAAUGAACCAGAUACUCCGGCCUCCCCCGGUGAACCGGAAGCUCAAAACGAAUCCGAUCAGCAGGAUCGAGAUUCUUCGGAUAUCUCAGAUGGUCCUCCUGGUUUGGAAUCGGGAACACCGACAAAGGAUAAAGAUCAAUCCGAAUCAGGUGAAGCUCCUCCUCUUCCGGAUACACCCGCCGAGCCGGACACCCCAGCAGGACCAGACAGUCCAGCCGAGCCGGAUAUCCCAGGCGUACCGGACACUCCGGCUGAACCAGACUCUCCGGAUGAGCCAGACACUCCAGCUGAACCGGAUGAAAUGGUUGAUUCGCAAAAUAGCCUGGAACCGUUGAGUCCAGAAACAGACAGUGAAUACUGGGAUGAUCCUCCACCAAGGAGUAGCAAACCUGAUAAAGCGAGCCAACCUCCACUGUCAUUGGAUGAGAUUCAGAGACUGAUUACAAGCAAACCAGAGCCAAGCGGUGCACGGACCGGGAAUAAUCUUUCAAAGGUUAUCAAUGAUACUUUGAAGGUUCUGUCCAAGGACUUCCAAAGGCCAACCUUCACCGAUCAUGACCGUAAUCCGUCACCACCAACCGAAGAUUCACAUAAUAUUCGCAAUCGCAACGUUCCUUACUCGCCCACAUAUCCACCGCAAAUUUCCCCUAACCAACCGUUCUCUGGUGGCCCAUGGGAAACAAAUAGCGAUGGAUUCGGUGCCUUCCCUCAUCCAGUGAAUAAUUCGUUCCGUAACAUUCCUACUCGAACAAAUUCUCCCCCGCUGUACCGCCGUCGAGAUGAUAUGCUUUCGCAAAUGGAUCUACGUUUCCAAAACGACAUGAUGGACAUCUCACCACCCUACGUUUCACCGUCGGACGGUCGAUCCGUAGUUGGCCCUCCUGCAUCGGUUUCCAGCAUCAAAGAUCCUCGACUGAGGAAAGCAGUCGAAAGCAACAUGCUCCUACAUUCCCCGGAUUCGCCAGGGUCCGCCUCAUCACCCUUCUUCCCGACGGUGAAGCCAAAUGAUCCAAGAUUCAAUCGGACCAAUCCCAACCUUCCACCUCCGAAUGAGUUACCUAAAUGCAUUGCUCCAAACCCCAAUCUACCGCUGGAGUCUGCCAAGAAGGAACCUCCCAAACGGCGUUUAAGCAUCUGUGUGAACCAGGUCAUUAUCGAGGAAAUACCACCUGAACCAAUUAUUCCUCUGAGGCAAUUCCCACAACGUCGCCAAAGCAUUUGCCAUGAAUUCAACAGUAACCGAAACAAUGAACCAUUCCACGGCACAUCGUUUCUCCCUCCAGGCUCAGCACCACCGCUGCCGCCAAUGAUGCCACCGCCUCCUCAACCAAUGGCACCGUUGAUGGGUCAGCCUAUUCCAUCGCUAAUAAAUUCGCAUGCUAUGCACAUUCACCCUCCACAAUCGAUUCCUGCGAUGCAUCCCCCGGAACCGCUCUCGUUAGCCGAUCGGGAUCCUCGGAGGAAGCAUAUGCAGCAUGGCAAUGAGUUCCUGAAACCUCUCCCAUCACAACCACCACAGCCGCCACAUCACCAUAUCGCACAUCCGGCAAAUCGGUUUGAUCGUCCCAUUCCGGGACCCAGCAAGGCGCCGUCUACAUAUCUGGAGCAUCGCCGCCAGAGAGAAAUGAACGAGAAGCAACAGAGGGAACAUAAGAAGUCGAUGCAUUCGGAGGGGGAUAAGGGAAGUGGUGGUAAGGAGAAGCCGCCAAAUCAACAAAAAGAUCAGAAACACCAUCAUGGCAAGGACAAGCGGCAAAACGAAGAAAUUGACAUAACAAUUGGUAUGAUUCCAAACAAAAACCGUGUUUCCGCAAAAGCAUACGCAAAACCAGCGAAAUCUUUUAUACCGAAAGAACGUCACUUCGCUCCUUCAGCGAAGGAUAAACACCAAAAAUUUCCAUCACACAAAUCACACAAAUCGGAAUCCUCCUCAACAUCACAUAGGUCGGAUAAGAAGCACGAUGAAUCGGAGAAAGAAAAAAUUAAAGCUGUGCCCAAGUCCAAAGACCUUUUCGGCGAGCAACUGUCCCAAUUCGAUAAAAUGUACCGCAGUGGUGAUUUUGCCAAGAAGGCUGCCCCUGCGUCCGGAAUUGGUGGCUUCAAGAUUCCAAAAAUCAAGCGCAUUGAAAAGCCUGAACCUCCGACUAAGCCAAACGUGCCACCUCCACAUAGCAACCCUCAGCAAGAUAAGUUCAAGAAAGAUAAGCAGAAGCAAAAGGCGAAAAGUAAGUCGCCAGAACCGACGAACACAAUGGACGACGACGAUGAUAUGUGGGAUACCGAUAGUAGCGUCAAGCCGCCUGUUGAAAGCAAACCACAUACGGAGGAAGCGAAAGGCAAUAAUAAGAAAAAAGAGACUCCGGCUACAAUUCAGUCGCUCGAAGAUGACGAUUUUUGGGAUGCAGAAUCAAGCUUCAAUGCUAGCGACUCGAACUUUAAUUCCUCGGCUGCCAUGGACACGUCAACCAACAGUACAGAGCCAGCUGAUGUUGAAGAUAAACCAAAGGAUGAAGAUAAGCCGAAAGAAGCAAUCGAGGAACCACCGAAAGUUGAGUUCCAGGUUCCGACCUUACCGGCUCCUCGUAGAAUACUACGUCGGCGGAACUCGGUAGCGAUCCAUAACAACGAACCGGAGACGUGGAACAAACCCCCCGUGCCGUCAUUGGUUCUACCGCCACGAAUUACCAGGCGUCGCAACUCAAUCGCUGUAUCGAACGCUGAAGACCAUAACAGAAAUACGGAAAAGGUUGAGAAGGAACCCGCACUGCCGGCGAAACCGAGUAACGAACAGCCAGAGAUGGAGGUAGAACCAGAGGAAGUUGUACGACCGCGCCGAACUCGUAAGCGAAAGGUUAUAGUCGACGAUGACGCAGUAGAAAGUCCAAAUACGGAUAUUGCACCGAAAAUGGAUGGGUCGGCGGAUACGAACACAAGCCAUGGCGAUAGUGAGGAACGAAACACAUCAGUAACUGUAGCAGCAACAGAGGACCAUAGCGAUAACGUCGUUUCAAGCACUACCAACGAUACGACGGUUAAGAAGCGUAGAGGACGCAAGAAGAAAGAUCCGCUCGAAGCAGCAAGUGAACAAAAUGCUUCGAGCGAUACAAGUCAGAUUGAUUCGAACGACCAGAAAGAAUCGCCUCAGGAAGAAUUACCCGCAAAGGUGGGUAAUGAUAGCGUGUCGGAGAAGAGUGUUGACCAAACCGAAGAGCAGCUUAGCGAAACUGCCAAGGAAAUUAAGGAAGAACAGGAGAACAAGGAAAUGGUAGAAGGUUUGAUGAAGAUAUCGAACAACAAGGCGCAACUACUAGCAAUGUUAAGUCAAAUGUUGGACGAGAAGAAACUGAAGAAAAUUCAAGAAAUUAUCGACAGUCCCAAUGAUAAACUGUCGGAUGAUAAACCAUCUGUCGCCGGGAAGAUUGAUGAAACGGAUAGUGCACCCGGAAGCAGCCGAGAGUCUACGUCGGUAAUAAGCUCCACGAACGAUGUUGUAGAAAAGAAGAAACAAACACCGAAGGCAAAGAAGUCAGAAUUGGACAAGCUCAACGAGGAUAUUGCUGAAAUGUACAUCAGAGACGGUGUGCUGAGCGCAACAGGUCGCAGAAGUUGCACCAGGCGACAUGAUUUUGUAGCACCGGCACCGAGAACAGUUUCCACUAGGAAGUCCGCAAACGCCACAGUAAUAGUGGAUGAAAAACCAUCCAUCGCAUUAGAAGCUAAAGCGGCUCCGGCAAUCGUAGAAAAACCUACCACCGCUAAAAAAGUAACCUCCACAAUCGUUAAAUCGACUCCAGUGCAGAAAGUUCUUCAGAAAGGCAUGGAACUCGACCUUGCAGAUAGAAGCCUCAUGAAGCCAUUGAAAGUGGUUAUCCAGAAGAUCGAUUCGUCUCAAAUGGGAAUAUUGUCGAAUCGAAAACGCAAAAUCGAGGACGAUCUCACCUCGAUUGCAUCCAGUGCAACGUCGCUUUCGCCGAAAUCCAAGCGGAAGAAGAAAAGUAUUUGGGCGAGCGGCACAAUACAGAGGCGUAAGAAAAAAGCAGACGUUAAGCCAUCGGUUGUAUCUCCUUUGAAGUCUUACGCUGCUAAGCCAUUGACCAAGAAUGUCACUCGCGAUUUGAACUGUAGGAGCGAUAAAUCCAAGUCCUGUGCACUGUGCUCUUAUACUGGUUCCAUGUCCGGGAUAGUCCAGCACUAUGUCCGCUAUCAUCCAUUACACGAGGUGUAUGUUAGUCGGCUUUCCAGUAUGGUGGCCAACAAGCUCAAGAAAGACCCAACAAUUGUCAGCGGCAUCAUUGAAGAUCAGAACAUCACAUUCAAAUGCCUGUUCUGCCAGGAAGUGCUUUGUAAGAAAAAAUACAACUGGAAAAUGCAUUUGGCCAGCCACACUGGGGAGUACAGGUACAAGUGUACGAACUGCACCAUAAAAUCUUUGGCGCCCAGCACCAAUGCCCAUGAUAGUGAAUGCAGUACUCCAGCGAUGGAGGUCGUGAAUGACGUCAUGUUCGAGGGCAACCACAUUUACGGUUACAUGUGUCGGUUGUGUAAUUAUGUACAGCUGACGCGAUCCAGAUUAGAGGCACACCUGAAAGAGGAACACGGCCGAAAUCUGACCGGAAAAGGUACUCUCAAGUUCAGCAUUUUGAACUAUGACGAAGUGAUUGAUCACUCAAAGUCGCAAGAGACGCUCGAAUCUGAUAUUUCAAUGCCGGAGCUGACUCCCCAGGCAUCAGCGCCCAGCCAAACAGACAUGUCCGCCUUUAUCUCGAGUGCCAAUGAUGAAAUCGAAUCUCUCAAAGUUCUCAACGAUCGUAAUUUUGUAUCGCCUUCAAAGCCUUCGAUUAUCGACAAGCUGAAGCAGAAUUUCGACGAAAUUGACCGCAAAGAUGCUGUUGCAGAAAAGAAGAAGACUUCGAAGGGUGAUGAGGAUGAAUGGGAGGACAUUGAUACACCCCCCAAAGAAACGCCGACAAAAAAGAAGGCUACACCCAAACGGACCGAAAAGGUCAAACGCUCGUUGGCUAGAUCAACGUCACCGUCUCAGAACAUUCCGAUGCCGACUCCACUUGCGAUGAAGAAUGAAAAGGUGGACAUAUUUGAAAAUAAGCAGCUGGUGGCAAACGUCGGCUUCAGUAAUACAAACGGAACGAUCUGGUACUUGUGCUUGAUAGGAGACUGUAAAUUCGCCACCGAAAAGCGACCAGAGAUGUACUGCCACGUAGAGGAACAGCAUGGUUCCAUUGUUUGGGACGGGUACUGCUACCUUUGUACGGCGCAAGUUUCAACCGAAGAAACCAGUCCUUUGAAAAAGGAGGUGAAGCAUAUGGCAGUUAUCCACAUUAAGGAUAGGACCGCCUUCGAAGAGCUCAAUGAGCAUGAUGUGGCCAGUGUGGCGUUAAAGUUGCUAGAGGAAGAACAAUCGACAUUGAAGCUGCGUCGAUUCUCUGGCGACAAACUUUCAAUGGGUACCACAGAAGGCCCCAUCAAUAUCAAACCGUGGCUGGAAAAACCAACAACGAAGAACCGUGACCAUUGCGUGAACAUGUUGGAACCACGAAGCUUGUACUGUUUCUUCAAAUGUAUGGGCACCGGGUGCUGCUUCACCACCACCGUCGAGGUGUCGAUGGAGAAGCACAUCGAUAAUCACGAACUGGUGGGAGACGUCACCGGUGCGGCCGUGAAAAGCUGGCUCGAAUGCCCAUAUUGUGAUGUGCUGACCGAAGAUCGAACCGAUCUGUUGCGGCACUUGCGGAUCGUUCACAGCAAUAGUGCGUAUCAGUGUACCUAUUGCUUCUACCGGAGUCGCGAGGCGUACAACGUGAUACUGCAUCAGAAGCUUCACCAUGGCAAAGAGAAGCCGCAGGUGCUGGUGAAUGAAGUGGACAAACGGCCUCUAACGGCAGCGGACUACGAACGGCUGAAUAGGCGCCCGAUUGACAACAUUCUGCCGUUGAUUUGUACAGUUUGCAAUGCCGAAUACUGCGUGUUGGAUGCCUUUAUGUCGCAUCUGAAGGAUGAUCAUCCAGACGUUACAACGAUCGUGUGCCAAUGCUGUAAAGAGAACAUCCAAAAGUUGAAAAUUCCACGUCACCUGUUGUUGCACAACAUCGGCAUCUACGAGUGCAUCUAUUGUCAUUUCGGCAGCAAUACGAUGGAUGCCGUACAGACCCACGUCUGCAAUCGGCACCCACAGGAGCCACUGUACUGCUGUAUCCGGUACAACAAAACACCGGGGAAGGUUAAGGAAGCAUCACUGAAAUCGUUAUACGAGAUGCCCGUAGAUGAAAGCACAAUAGUCAAAUGUACAUUUACAAGCGAGGAACUGAAUUACAAAUCAACGGACACAAAGAGUAAUCACGAUAUAAACUUUACCGGAAACGCGAGUGUAAUCCCGUUGCAGUUGCCCCCCAUCCGCUUUGGUGAUACGAAUAUUUUCUUGAGUGCUCAGAUUCCAUCGACGUCAACAGCGACGACAUGUAAUGAGUCGGUAGUGGUUGCCGGGAACACGGCGGAAGUCGUCAAGAUGCCAAUGAUAUCGGCCGUGUCCGGCGGUGUUUCAUUGUCAGGUACGACGACAGCUGUACCGAUCAUCACCGCUGUCCAGGGGAACUAUCAAGAACCUUCCACGUCGACCAUUAAAACACCGCAAGCACCAAUGGUGAUGCCUGUGAUAUCACAGGUAGUGGGAGGGGCUAGCGUUCCAUCCGUCAAUAUGCCUAUCAUUACCAGAGUAGAAGGUGGUGUCGGCGAUGUGGCCACAUUGAGAUCCGCUUCCUCCUUGGUAGGUACCAAAAUAAUAAUUUCGCCGAAUAAGGGCUCCGGUGUUCCAAUCAUUACUAACGUCUGUAGUAUUGGUCCUCCGAAUAAUCAGGUCCAGUCACCCAAGGAGGACGACGCGAUUAUGCUGGAAGCGGAACGUGUUGCAAUGGAGAUGAUAAAGGAUACCGGUUUGCCAAAGAACGUCAUCUACAAGUGCGUCUUCAAAGGUUGCAACUCGGUUCUACCGGAUGGAAUUGGAAUGCGAAAACAUUUAACUUUCUCACAUUUGCCAUCCACUCAGUACAUUUGCAGUCACUGCAAAGGCAAGCCAUCGUUCCAGAAUGUGAUGUCCUUUACACAGCAUCUCAAAACUCACGAGGCACAACGCAUUUUCUGCUUCAUGUGCGACUAUAAGGGCUCUUUCCCGCCCGAAGUGAUCAAACAUGUAAAGGACGUGCACAAAACUAGCAAGCCUACCAUUCUGUUCCUGAACCCGAAGAAGAACGACCCCAAUAAUGACAUCAUUUUGUUUGCCCCGGGAAUUCCAACCGAUGCGGAGCGAAAAGCAUACUACAAAAAGUUAAUCGAUUUGUACAACCACAAAUUGCAAGCUGCUCUCAUACAUCUGAAGACCCGAUUUGCACCGGAUGAAUGUGAAAGUCUGCCGAAACAAGCGAUAUUCAGUCAGACAGUAUUCUGUAGCAAAUGUCAGUACAGCACCAAAGUAAGGUUGAACAUGUAUCGGCACUUGAAGGGUCAUCUGAAUGAUAUGCCCGUUUCAAACAUGGAUCCUAAGAAUCCGGUACCAUGCUGGGGUCAGGGUGAGAAACAUUUCGAUCGCAUGAGAAACCCUGCCGCCAGUUCCCAAGAGGAUGACGACCUUAUUCAAUCGUUGUGCUUCGUUCAGGAGAACAAGCGCUACAUCUGCGGGGCCCCGGAUUGUCGUUAUCUGACCAUCAACGAGACCAUGCUGCGGAAUCAUCUGAGCACACUACAUGCCGAUGUCAAAGAAUACAAAUGUCCCCAUUGUCCAGCGGUGCAGAUUUUCUCGGCGCAACUUAAUGUGCCAAAAGUGCUGGAACAUCUGAAACUACACGACAAGGAGCUGUACCGAUGCAGCAAGUGUAGUAUUUUUAUGAACAAAAAGAACGAAAUCGACCAACACGUUAACGAUAAGCAUCCAUCGCAAAAUGCUUCGGUUUACGUGAUUCGAGAUGGGAGCACUGCCGGCAGUGCUGCAACCGUCGGAAUGUCCGAAGAUGGCAUUGUAUUCAAAUGGAAAUGUGACGUCUGUAAGUUCAAGAGUCCUUCCCUAAGCGAGAUGAAACUACACAUGCAGGAAACUCACAGCAUUACUGCAAAGUAUCGAUGCUCUCGAUGUUUAUACAGCUGUUCGAAUAAGUCAGCAUUCACAACGCAUUUUGACCAGCAACAUCCGGGAUGUGAAAUUGUUAUAAUUUCACUGUACAAAGCGAUAGAAGGUGACGAUAGCCGAGCGGACACAACUCCUCUUUGGCGAAGGGAGACCAGCAAGACUCGAAGCAUUCGAGGCAUUCUCCUGGAGGAUGAAGAUGAAGACGAAUAUGAACAAAUUCCUUCGGAGAUGGCCCAAAUGGCAGCAGAUUCGCAACCGGGACCAAGUGGAGUCUCCAUUCCUCGGAAGCGCAAAAGCACCGAAAACAGCGAAACGGGAAUUUCUCCGAAGAGAGUAAAAGAAGACAGCUACAAUUCAGCGGUUAGAGCUUUUAAGUGCGGCUUCAAAGGUUGCAACUACGUGAACGACUUUGGUGCCGGAAUUGUGUCACAUUUCCGUUCUGCCCAUCCCAAUGAGAAACCAUCCGUAAUAAAGAAUGCACUUGCUAACUCUGAACAGUCGCGGUUCGACUACUUCAUGAAAUACGCUUGUUUCUAUUGUGUUAAGAAGUCGGACACCAUACAAGAUCUGCUGGCGCACUGGAGACAGAUACACAAAAUUACAGGCCGCCGCAGUCAGGAUAAACCGUUCCUAUUCCGCACGUCCAAAAUCAUCCUGUGCUUCUAUUGCCGAAAGGGAGCAGUAAUGCCCGAAAUGAAAUCGCACUUCAUCUCCAAUCAUCCGGGUCAUCAACCGAUCUAUCUCGAUUUCCGCAACCCGAGACGUUGUGCCGAAUGCGAGUUCACGAUGGGAUUGGACAAACAAGAAAUGAUUGCUCACUUCGCCAAAGAACACACAAAAGAAAACGAGUAUGCAAAUGGGUGGAUAGAUUUUCUAACCGAUGAUGUUGUGGACAAAAUUCUUCAACUGAACAACGUUGUUUAUCGUUGUGAGAAGUGCGACUUUAUUACCGACAACAAAACCGACUUCACCAUCCACUAUGCCACCAAACAUCCCGGCUUACGCGUCGAGUUCAACGAAUACGAAAUGGAGAAAAACAUCGUCUACUAUUGUGCGUUCAAUAACUGCAAAUCCAGCCACAACUCCCCGCAAGCGUUGGCAAUGCACAUAUCUCAACACAUGCCGCUAUUUAAGUGCAUGUGCAACAUACAGCAGUGUUCGGCCCAGUUCCGGACAUUCACGAUGCUGCUGCAGCACUUCAACACAACUCACCCGCUGCACGAUCACCAUUAUGCUUUGAAAACCCCGGAAGAGUACAAAGCGGUGCUACGAUCGAUCAACAUCCAGUUCUGGAAUGGCUUUGUGAUGACGCUGGAUGAUGCGAGGCGUGCCGGCAACCGGUACGGAAGCUACAACCACUUUUUCAAGCACAUUGACGAGCUGUGUGCCCAAUCGGUGGCCGAAGCCCUCCCAACCAGCUAGAUUUAAGUUCUUGUUUCGACCUAUAUCAUGCAAGAUGAGGUGCCACAAACAAAUCACUUCAGUAGGUACAGCUUAUUAAUAGUAGAUAAAAGAAUGCAACAAAGAAACCCAGAAGAAACCAUUAAUAUCACCAUCCCUGUCCGUAUGCGACGUAUACCGUGUGGUUAACUACCAAUAGGUAAAUUGAAUCUAUUCACCAAGUAUAAUAUUAUUUCAAAUACAUUAUCUUCUAUUUCUGUUCUUUGUUAAAAAUUGACAUAGUUUAAUAAGUGUCAAGGUAAAAAAAACAAUAUGGAAUUGCAAUACAUACAAUACCGCUCUAUAUUAACCACAA
Molecule: messenger RNA, 10476 nt
Organism: Armigeres subalbatus
Lineage: Eukaryota; Metazoa; Arthropoda; Insecta; Diptera; Culicidae
Exons: 7
Coding region: 327-10142 (3271 amino acids)
Biological process (GO): positive regulation of transcription by RNA polymerase II
Cellular component (GO): nucleus
Source: RefSeq, a predicted model, not a curated record